UUUAACAUCGUUAAUUUGAAAUGCACUGUGAACAAGAAAAUAUCAGAAUUUCAGAUAAACUUCAAAUUGUUGAAGCGGGAGCGUGGAGGCUGGCAUCCGUUUUUGUAUGAUAUCAAUGUGGACAUGUGCGAUUUCUUCAAACGCCCCUACAAAUUCAUGGUGUUUACCUUUUUUUAUAAAUAUGCUAAAGAUUACACAAGUAUGAACCACACCUGCCCCUAUUUGCCAAAUGUGGAAAUUGCGUUAUUAGAUUGGGGAAUUAAUGAGAAAGAAAUUUUACAGAAAUUUCCAGUUGAAAUCGGAGUAUAUGCUAUACACACAACUUGGUAUACGAAUAAGAAAUCAUUUUUGCAAAUUAAUGCAACAAUUGUUUACGAAUAGGACUCAUGUAUACAAAGUGCACAUAUAUAUUUUAUUAUACACAUUAAAAAUAUAGAUUACUGACAAAAUUAAU
Messenger RNA from Drosophila albomicans, 454 nucleotides. RefSeq lists its product as uncharacterized. The annotation marks the transcript as partial. The transcript is spliced from 3 exons. The record is from RefSeq and is a predicted model, not a curated record. NCBI's taxonomy places the organism in Eukaryota, Metazoa, Arthropoda, Insecta, Diptera, Drosophilidae.